AUGGCUUAUACACAGAGCACCAGCAGAGGAGAUAGGGGUCACGAUCAGGACUCAAUAGAGCUUGCGACGGUGAUGGAACCUUCCCCAGAUACUGCGGUUUGUAAGACCGAAGACAGCACCGAUGAUAUGGACCCAGAGCCAUCCACUGCUCGCUUAGUAUUGGUUCUGUUAGGUCUCUGGGUUGGGGUCUUGCUCAGUGCAUUAGACUCAACCAUGCUUGCCACAAUUAUCGAGGAUAUAUGUGAGGAGUACGAUGCUUUUUCAUCGUAUUCCUGGGUCGCUACCACAUACCCCAUAGGUCUCUCCAUCUCGCAGCCAUUCAGCGGACAACUGACCAACCUGCUGGGCCGACGAUAUGGCCUUGUACUUUGUCUCUCAGUCUUAGCCGUAGGACAGCUUCUGUGCGGGCUGGCGCCCCGUUUGUCGGUCUUCUUGCUAGGUCGGAUUGUUCAAGGGCUUGGUGCAGGCUGCAUCGGCACCAUCACUGCUUUUGUCGAAACCGAUCUAGUGUCCAUGAGAAAACGGGCGCUGAUUGAAGGCAUUGGCAAUAUUACCUAUGGUGCUACAUUGGCCCUGGGUGGCGUCUACGGGGGUGGCGUCGCCAACGCCAUUGGGUGGAAGUGGGCAUUCCGUAUCCAAGUGCCCUUCAUCAUUCUUGACAUCGCGAUGGUGGCGUUCUAUCUCAACAUCCCUCAGGGUAAAAGCCGUCCUAUCAGACGCCCAGUUGACUACGUCGGCAUGGUCGCUCUUCUUGUCGUUAUUAUCCUCUUUCAAUUCGGCAUGAAUGCUGGUGGUUCGGUCUUUGCCUGGAACAGCGCAGCAGUGCUGACUACCUUGAUCCUUGCCGCGGUAGGAUUCCUAGCAUUUCUCUUCUGGGAAUUUUAUAAAGCCGAGAACCCUCAUAUCCCAGUUCGAGCCCUACUACAACGCACUGUGGCCGCGUCGCAACUGAGCUCAUUCUUUUCCAACUUCGGCAACACUAGCAUCAUGUACUACGUGCCCGUGUACUUGGAGGUUCUUGGCCACUCCCCAGGCGAGAGUGGCUUACGAUUUAUUCCCCUGGCUCUCUGCUUUGCUCUUGGAUCUUUCGCUGCUGGGUUAUUCGUCAAGGUCACGGCCAAGUACUACUACAUCAAUAUUCCCGUCCAAGCCUGCUCCGUCCUGGGCGCUGUCAUGCUCUGUACCAUGACCCAGACGACACCUUCUUGGGCCCCUUUCGUCUAUCUCGGAAUAUACGGUGCAGGGUCCGGCGGGGCGUACGUGACCAGACUCAUGGGUCUCCUCACUUCGGCCGAUAAGCAACACCUCGCCGUGGUACAAUCCUGUUCCUUCACUGUCCGCAACACUGGCACCACCAUCGGCCAGACCAUAUCGGCUGCUAUAUUUCGAAAUUUGUCAGUCAAUACCCUCCAUAUCCUGUUUGGAGGCCAGCCUGAUCUGGCUGAUCGGAUCUCGCACAACUACAAUCGGCUCGACCUGCUGAGUGGUUUGGAGAAGCAGACCGCAAUCUUCAUCUAUCUCCGUGCCACGCGUGGUGUUUUUUUCCUUGCCACGUCGAUUCUGGUUGCCGCUGCGGUGUCGACCUUUGUUAUGCAAAAUAAUGAGCUGGUUGAUAGUCCGAGGGAGAGACAGUGUGCUGAGGAGAAGGGGGAGUUGAAGGAAUUGAAGGUGAAAGAUGAAGAAGAAGCGCCGAACUAA
Messenger RNA from Aspergillus eucalypticola CBS 122712, 1698 nucleotides. RefSeq names its product multidrug resistance protein fnx1. Gene Ontology annotation, cellular component: fungal-type vacuole membrane. Gene Ontology annotation, biological process: basic amino acid transport; transmembrane transport. The transcript has 3 exons. Gene Ontology annotation, molecular function: basic amino acid transmembrane transporter activity. The record is from RefSeq and is a predicted model, not a curated record. Lineage: Eukaryota; Fungi; Ascomycota; Eurotiomycetes; Eurotiales; Aspergillaceae. The coding region runs from base 1 to 1698 and encodes 565 amino acids.